AGUUGGUUCCUUCAAUUAUGAGUAACAUGCUGAAUCCAGAUGCUAUUUUUUCAAACAAUGAAAUGAGCCUGUCAGACAUUGAAAUUUAUGGUUUUGAUUACGACUACACAUUGGUCUUCUAUUCUAAACAUCUGCACACGCUGAUCUUCAAUGCUGCUCGAGAUCUUCUUAUUAAUGAGCAUCGGUAUCCUGCAGAAAUAAGAAAAUACGAUUAUGAUCCCAAUUUUGCAAUCAGAGGACUUCAUUAUGAUGUGCACCGGGCUUUAUUAAUGAAGAUUGAUGCUUUUCAUUAUAUUCAGCUGGGAACUGUUUACAGAGGUCUCAGUGUUGUCCCAGAUGAAGAAGUCAUUGCCAUGUAUGAUGGUUCCCAUGUCCCUUUAGAGCAAAUGAGUGACUUUUAUGGAAAGAGCUCACAAGGAAAUACAAUGAAGCAAUUCAUGGAUAUAUUUUCAUUGCCAGAAAUGACACUCCUUUCUUGUGUGAAUGAAUAUUUUCUGAAAAACAACAUAGACUAUGAGCCUGUUCAUCUGUACAAAGAUGUCAAGGAUUCAAUCAGGGAUGUUCACAUCAAAGGAAUAAUGUACAGAGCAAUUGAAGCAGAUAUUGAGAAAUACAUCUGCUACGCUGAACAAACUCGUGCGGUGUUAGCAAAGCUGGCUGAUCACGGCAAGAAGAUGUUUCUCAUCACAAAUAGUCCCAGCAGCUUCGUGGACAAAGGCAUGAAGUUCAUAGUUGGCAAGGACUGGAGGGAUCUCUUUGAUGUGGUCAUUGUACAGGCUGAUAAGCCAAAUUUUUUCAAUGAUAAGCGAAGACCAUUUCGGAAGGUGAAUGAAAGGGGAGUGUUGCUCUGGGACAAAAUUCACAAGCUUCAGAAAGGUCAGAUUUAUAAACAG
Antrostomus carolinensis (chuck-will's-widow) is the source of this 893-nucleotide messenger RNA. Its product is annotated as 5'-nucleotidase domain-containing protein 3. Gene Ontology annotation, molecular function: 5'-nucleotidase activity. The annotation marks the transcript as partial. The record is from RefSeq and is a predicted model, not a curated record. NCBI's taxonomy places the organism in Eukaryota, Metazoa, Chordata, Aves, Caprimulgiformes, Caprimulgidae. The transcript is spliced from 9 exons.